This is a messenger RNA of Podarcis lilfordi (Lilford's wall lizard), 40664 nucleotides long. Lineage: Eukaryota; Metazoa; Chordata; Lepidosauria; Squamata; Lacertidae. The record is from the annotation of a GenBank genome assembly.
AUGAAUGGGCACAGUGAUGAAGAAAGUGCAAGGAACAGUAGUGGAGAAUCAAGGUAUGUACUUAAAGAUUUGUUUCUGGUAAAUCUUACAUUUUUGUGAAAGUGAAGUCUUUACCAUAAUUAAAUUGUUUAUUUUGAAGUAUCGGACCAAGCAUUCUUAUUUCAAAUAUGGACUCUGGAAACUAAUUGAAUUUACUUAGAAAUCAGAGUGUGCACAAGGCUCAGGACCCAAUUCUAGUGAAUCCAUUAAUGGUGUGCCUCAGGCAGUAAUAGAAUAUGGUUAACUAACACUCAAAUAUGCAUGUCUUUGCAGCAACAGUAUGCGUAAUGGUUUAGAUAGGGUGCUUAGCCCAGCCUGUCAUAUGUAUCUGAUUACACAGGACUAAGUGAUCUCUAUAGGAUACAUUUUGUGACCAUCUCUUAGACAUAUUCCUGCUCCAGAAUCAUGUUCCUCACUUGCAUUUCUCACUUUCUGUCUCAGUGGUAUUUCAUGUCCUCCUUGUGUUGUGUUUUUAGGGGUGAGAGGAGGGAGUACCACCUCCAUAUUUGCAUGGAACCAAGGAAUGGUUUCAUCUAGAGUGAGUGCUGGAACUGGAGUAGAUAAUUCCUGCAUUCCAUACUUACCUGGUUAAAUAAACUUGAAUCCAGUUCUUUACCAUCUUAAGAUUUGAACCUUAUUUCAGAGUAAACCCAUGUGAAGUAGCACAUAGUAUCUUGGGACUUGUACCAGUGAGGGUUAUGUUCAUUCUCCAGUUUUGCAGGCAGUAUGCAUUUGAAUACUGGAAAUCACAGGUGGGGAGGCUGCUGUUGUAUUCAAAUUCUCCUUAUGAGAUUCACAUAGGCAUUCAGUUGGCCGCUGAGGACAGGCCUUUGGCCCAGUCCAGCGGAGUUCUUAUAUACACUUAUAUACACUUGUGUGUUACCCAGCCUUGCAGAUAAAGGAACCAAUCCUAUGCCGUCUUAUUUGCAAGUAAACACUGUUGAAUGGGACUUAAGAAUAUAUAUAUUGAAUUGUACUGAAUUGCACUACUGUAUAAUGAAUUGAAUUGUAUAUAUCAUGUAGUUUUCCUUAUAUGUUCAUAUCUUAUGUUCUGUAGCGUGUCUUGAGCAGUGGUUCUCACAAGCUAGAUAUCAGAACACUCCCUAGCUGAGUAGCUAGCUGUAAAAUUGGACUUGCCUCUGAUAAGAAGGCCUGUCUUAGAAGACGACUUAAUGUCUCUUUUUGUUCUUCAAGGGAUUCCAAAAAAACAAAUGGAUAGGUUUGUUUGUUCAUGUAUGUUGAAAACACUACAUGUUUAUAAAUUGGAAGCUUUAGAGAAUGUAAGAGGAGCCCUGCUCUAAUCCAGCAUCCUGAUCACAGUGUGGCUAUACAGUGGUACCUCAGGUUACAGACGCUUCAGGUUACAGACUCCGCUAACCCAGAAAUAGUACCUUUGGUUAAGAACUUUGCUUCAGGAUGAGAACAGAAAUUGUGCGGUGGCAGCGGGAGGUCCCAUUAGCUAAAGUAGUACCUCAGGUUAAGAACAGACCUCCGGAAUGAAUUAAGUUCUUAACCUGAGGUACCACUGUAUGUAGUGAAUUCUUGUGGAAAACCCACCAGUAGGACGUGAAAGGAAUAGUCCUCUCCCCACAACCCAGUAACUGCUAUUCAGUAGCAUAGCGCCUCUGAACCUGCAUGCACUGCUUAGCGUAUAUUGAUGGCAUGCCUCUGAAUACCAGUUGCUGGGGAACACAAGUGAGAAGAAUGCUGUUGUGCUCAUAUCUUGCUUGUGGGGUUCUCAUAAGCAUGUGAGAACGUGAUGCCAACUGCUGCUUAUUCCUGUACUUCAUGACUAUCUAAUCCUCUUUUAAAGCCAUCUCAGGUAGUGGCCACCACACCAAAUUUCAGCAGUGAAUUCCAUAAAUUGUGUUGUAUGGAAGAUGUAGUUUGUUUUUUCUCUCGAACCUACUACCGCUCUGAACUUAAAAUGUGAGAAACAGCUCAAUUAUUUUCAUGGUUCUUGUAGAUUAAAAUUACAAGGUUUCCCUUUGUCCUAACACUCCUGUGAAUAUUCUGUAUUUGGUAAUGUUUUGGUACAAAAAUAAUGUGACCCUCCAUUUUUAUUGUAGUAUGGAAACUCAAGGGCAGCUGUCAUUUGAGCCUUAGCUAUUAUGGCACAGAUAGCUGUGUCACAAAGAUGGUUGCUUGAUUUGUAGAUAGGUGAUCCCCAUCAGUACUAGUUGUAGAAGCAGCCUGCAGUUACUAGUGAGGUUUGGCAUUGCCUGUUUCUGCAGCCUGGUGGAAUGUGGAGCAGAAGCUACCCAGAAAUGCUCCCGCUUUCCAUCCCAGCCUUCAUCUCCUGCAGACUGCAGAUUGGUAGUUUGUCAUUUCUCAUAAUACAUCUGGAAAUAUAUUGGAGACUUGGGAGUAGUGCAUGAGAGGCAGUAUAAUUGUGCUUAUAUGGAUACAACUUGGGAUGCAGAUGAAGUUGCCAGAUUAUGUUCUGUUUUAAGAAUUUUGAUAGUUUGAGUAUGCCUUUCUAUAAGUGUAUUUGGUGGAAUAAUUCAUAUAUUUUCCAUAUUAGUGGAAUAUAAAAGAGAUUCCCUGGUCAUGCUCAUUGGCAGGCUAAUAUGAAACAAGAUAAAUUUGUAAUCAAGCCAUUCUUAUCUUUUAUAAAGAUGCUCUAUAUGUCUGAAUAAUCAAGUCUGCCUGUCUACUUGCUGUUCUUAACGGCUUUGUUGCAUUCGUGGGAAAGUUUUGGUCAGAAAGUUGCAGAAUGCAAUAGAGUGUCUUUGUGGCAUCUGACUUCUCAGCUGUGGAAGUGCCCCUUCAAAACCCUCCCAAAAUGUCUAUUUCCCUCAGGGAACUACAUUGAGUAAAAUCACUUUAAGGCACCCUGAGAAGGCUUUGUGAUAUUGCCAGCCACUACCACUUCAGUUCCAUGCUUUCCUAUUCUUUCAGCUAUUUGUAUUCUACUGAGAAUGUGUAUUAGAUACCCAAGGAUUAACUGUAGCUGUGUAACACAGGAGGAAAGAAGACAUGGAGAGAGGUGGGCUAGGGCUAGUUAGUAGACAGAGGCCAGGAGGCUGAGGGAAUGAGAUAGGAGGAGGCUGGAACAGUGUCUGUGGAGUGGUGGGGAAACUAGAAAAGCAUGAGGUAUAUCGUUGUAUGAGAAAAUGAAUGUAGGAUGCUCGUACUCAGGGAUGAGGGAGGGGAAAUGGGUUCUGACCAGGGGCAUAGCAUGGGGGAAGGCUGCUGGAGUGAUUGUCCUGGGUGUAUUUUUUCAGGGGAGUGGUGCUGCUGCUUACACCGCCCUCCCCAAGCCAGCCCUGCGCUGCUUUGUGAGGCUGGGAUCAUUCUAGCCUCACAAAAUGGCUCAGGGCUGGGCUGGUGUGCAGUGAGCUCCUUUCGCCUCCUGCACCCGUCCCCCCAGCGCAUGUGCGCCCCGGGCGCUAUUAAAGCAUGUUCCGCUUCUGGUUCUGACUCUUGCUUACAGCAUUAAAAUACAUGUUCCCAUCUGAAAGUCUCUUCUGUCAUGAAUUCAUAAGAUGGUCCCUCUGUCUUAAUCCUCAUUUGUGAAAGCAGGGCAAUACGAACAACCUACCUUAUGGGGUUUUCUUUUCUUUUUGAAUAGUCUGAUAUAUAUGUAUGUGUUUGAAACACUCUAGAGACUAAAGAACGGUAUAAAUGUGUGUGAUUAUUAUUAGCAGUUAGCAUGAUGAUACUACCUUUUCCCUGCUGGGUUUGCCACGCUGAUCCUUAGAAGUAUGCUUAAUUAAAAUAAUGAAAAAUUGUGAAAUCUGGGUGUAGCAUUUGAUAUCUCAAUUUAUUGUUUAGUAAAUGAUCUAAGCAUUUGAUUAAUCAAAGUAGCAUAUUGUAAAACUAUAUUCAAAAGAAUAGAAUUUAUUGUUUGGUUGACAGCCCUAGUAAUAAGUACCGGUAAAUGUGUCCUAUCCAACAAAUAGUUUGUUGGGGUAGAGCCUGUUUUAGGUGUCAUGGCGCAUAUUCUCAAAACUGAUUCUAGAUUCUCAAGUCUCCCCUGGAAUCAACAGAUUGCAGCCUACUGUCUCUAGUUCUUUUGUCUGAGACAGUUUUAAUUAUAACUUAAUUUAUAAAUUAUAAAUCAGGGUGUUUUUUCCCCUCUUGGUACACUGUCCUUUUGCCUCAACACUGCUAUGAUCCAAAUGAGCUGUGACAUCUGUAGUUACAAAACUGCUUUGAAUUCAACCAACUUGAUUUUCAGAGGAGCCUGGGAAGCACUGAGUACUUUUUUCAACUAAUACAUUGAACAGGCUUUAUUAGUUUGGUAGUACUUCAAUUCUUUGCAAGGCAGAACAAUAAAGCUAGGCUUCAAAGGUCAGUUUAAGGUCUUUAGGAGUCAAAUCUGGUCACAGAGGUCAUAUUGUGGGAGGUAUAAAUUCUUAACUUGUGAAAAUUGGAUAAAUGUAAAAUCUGUAAUAAGGAUUAUUUGAAAGUGCCAAUACAUGUACAGGAAAUAGUUCUUUUCUGAACUUAAAAGAUUAAUGUGGCAUAAUUUUUAGACUGAAAAUAGUAAGUAGACUCUGUUGGUGUACUUAUUUAAUGUGCAUUUGAUCCUGGUCCAACUGCACUGGGUACCAAUUAGUUUCCGGGCCCAAUUCAAAGUGCUGGUUUUAACUUAUAAAGCCUUAAACGGCUCAGGACCACAAUACUUCCAGUAUCGCUUCUUUCCAUAUGAACCUACCUGGACCCUGAGAUUAUCUUCUGAGGCUCUUCUUCGUGUGCCUCCUCCUUGAGAGGUCAGGAGGGUGGCAACAUGAGAAUGGGCCUUUCCUGCAGUGGUUCCCCAUCUGUGGAAUGCUCUCCCCAGGGACGUUUGCCUGGCACCUUCACUAUACACCUUUAGGCGCCAGGCAAAAAUGUUCCUUUUUAACCAGGCCUUUACCUGACCUGAUCUACAUCCUAUACCCUUUUUAAAAUGCUGGCUCUUUUUAGGGGUUUUUUUUUAUUUGGUUGUUUGUAUUUUGAUUUUAUGUAUGUGAUCCUAUAUGUGAACCGCCCUUAGACCUUCAGGUGUAGGGCGGUAUAGAAAUAAAAUUAAUAAUAAUAAUUAGGUGUUCUUUUAUGAGCAAAAGGUUUUUUAACGUGAGGUUUUUGAGACUUAAUUUUGUUGGCGCAGCUGUUAGUAUGUAAAAUCAUUAGCUCUUUGCUUUCAGUGUGACACUGAAAUGUAUCGUAACAUUGUAGAUCCUACUAUUUUCUGAAAUGGUACCAUUAGUUGUACGUACUUUGUAUUCAUUUGAGACAAUGUUUUUAUUGUUUGAUGUUACUUUAAAAUGUUUUUAUUUUCAAAGGCCUGUUUUCCAAUCAAGCUGUGUGUUUGUUUGUUUUUAAAAAUUAAUAAUAACAAUCUGCAGCAAAUCUUGGCCUCACAUAUUCCUCCCUUUUCCAUUUGCAAGGGGAGGAGAUUGAAAGAUUCCAUGUUAGAUUACACUUGUUCAGAUUCUGUGAGUUCAGAUUUGAGUUUGUUUGAACUAACAAUUGGAAUAAGCCAGUUUCCUGAUUUUGGAUAUCGCAGAAAACUUACGUACAGUGGUACCUCGGGUUACAGACACUUCAGGUUACAGACUCUGCUAACCCAGAUAUAGUGCUUUAGGUUAAGAACUUUGCUUCAGGAUAAGAACAGAAAUCGUGUUUUGGUGGUACGGCGGCAGCAGGAGGCCCCAUUAGCUAAAGUGGUGCUUCAGGUUAAGAACAGUUUCAUGUUAAGAAUGGACCUCCAGAAUGAAUUAAGUUCUUAACCCGAGGUACUACUGUAUUCAAAAUUAAAAGUGAAAGCUUUAAUAUCCCACAUUCACAAAGGAAGUACACAGACCUAAGUCUUACCAUAGCUCAUUUUUGUAAUGCAGAACUUUGAUAAAUUGCCAUAUUUGUAUUGGGGCUUUGUAUAAUAUCCAGUUGUUCCCCUUGUAUACGUACAAAGACUUUUGAUCCAGUAGGAUAUGCCAAUUAAAGGAAGGUGAGAGGCCAUUUUUGUUCCACUUCCCAACAUCCUAGCAGUAGCAGCACCCCCAAAAAAUGUUCUGAACCUCGAGUUGAUGUUGAGGGUGGUAUUAGGAGCUACCUAGGGAGGGGACUGGACAUGGGUGGCGCUGUGGGUUAAACCACAGAGCCUAGGACUUGCCGAUCAGAAGGUCGGCGGUUCAAAUCCCCAUGACGGGGUGAGCUUCCGUUGCUCGGUCCCUGCUCCUGCCAACCUAGCAGUUCGAAAGCACGUCAAAGUGCAAGUAGAUAAAUAGGUACCGCUCCGGCGGGAAUGUAAACGGCAUUUCCGUGCGCUGCUUUGGUUUGCCAGAAGUUGCUUAGUCAUGCUGGCCACAUGACCUGGAAGCUGUACGCCGGCUCCCUCGGCCAAUAAAGCGAGAUGAGCACCGCAACCCCAGAGUCGGUCACAACUGGACCUAAUGGUCAGGGGUCCCUUUACCUUUACCUUAGGGAGGGGACUUGGCAAAAAUCACAUUGUCUCUUGAACCAAAAUUUCACAUAAUUCUUUAGAGACAAUUGAGGAGCUCGUGAGUUUUCAUAUUAAAGUUAAGGAUUGGAUAUUAUCCUUGCUCCAACAAAGUCCAGUCUUGGCUAAUUUAAAAUACUGUUUCUGAUAGUGUAUGAAGUAAAUAUAGCAAGAUACUCGUCUUGUUUGGAUGAUCAUAUCUCAAAGGAUAUAUGAAUGAGACCUGUUCCUCCUCAUGCAGCUAUUUCAUGUUGCAUGAGCAAAUGAAAAGCCAGGAAGUUUCAGUUAACUAUAGUUUCUCACUAUAUCCAAACUGGGCACAACAGGUUAAUGGUUUCUAAAUAUGCCAUGUUAUGAACCUAACUUUAAACUGUGACUUUAUAUCUUGACCUUUUUUAGAAGCCAUAGUUUUCCAGUAAAACUGAUCCUGAGAAUUCCCGGCUUAUUUCCCAACUUGUGAGAAGGAAAGAACAAAUUGUCUAUGUGGUUUUUUUUUGUUACUAGGCCAAGAUGUGAUCAUCUGAAUGCAAUCUUAUAUUCAAAUAUGAACACAAUGAUGUCUAAUUAGUUUGUCUGAAACACUUACAGAUUUAACUGAUACUUACAUAAUUGCUUUUUAUUAACUGAUUAGUAGGUGAACAGGAAACUGAAAGCUGAUAAUGAAAUGCAAUGAGGGAGGGGGAAAUGAUAUUUCAAUCUGGAGGCACUUGUGUAGUAUGGUCAAAUUGAAUAAAUCAACACCUUAGCUAGCUUGGGAACAGAUGAAUAAUCCUAGCCAAUAGAGAAAUUGUAUAUCACUAGCAUCAAGUAUUAGUAGGGAAAUCACAUCCAUCUAGUUAGAAAAAACAUACUGAAAUAAUAGAAGUUGAGAUGUAGCAAAUAGUAAUGAAGAGAUUAUUCUGCUACAGAUGUGAAAGCUCAAAAAACACAUAAAAUAAAACCUUUGCAUCAACGGACCUAGGGAGCUUAUCAGUAGAAUGGCCCCCUCCUUGACCUGAAGAAAAUCAUUGUUUCCAAGACUCAAUGUUAAUCAAUUUAGUAUUUGGAAAUCAUAAAUGGAAUAGUCUUAUCUCAAGUACUCUGCAGACCACCUGAUACCUAUAAAGAUUACUAAUGCUAGCUGUGGUGAUGAGAGAGAGAGAGAGAGAGAGAGAGAGAGAGAGAGAGAGCUCUAUUCAAAUGACCAUUUGGAGGACACCUCAUUUCCAUUGGAUGUGUAGGUGUGAGAAUAUUUAUAAAAACGUAAAGAGAGCACCUGCUGAAAAUAGGCCACCACCCAAUUUUCCACAGUGGCAUACUAGAUGCCCCUUGACAACAAUGGCUUUCACCCUUUAAUGUUUUCCACCAACAGGUAUUCAGAGCCAUAGGACCAAUAGCUAUUGUCACUAAUAAUUAUUAAUGGAGACCUUUCUGCAGUGCUAUUUUCCCAUUAAAAAUAGUAUAAAUGGAAACAGGACCAAGUCAGAAAAUUACUUAAUGAUACUGAGCCAGAGUGGAGUACUAGUGUUAUUUCUCUUUUAAAUUUACUGCAUUCCUGGGAGUUUAUGGCGUUCUUCUGCUCGUCAGAGGAGGAAGGGGAGGAACAUCCAUCCCUUUCAAGACAGGGAGAGUGUGGACACUGUCAACUGCUGUUUCAGUGACCAUGUUUUCUCAUGAGUACAGUUCUUGAUGGUACUCUGCCCACUGCUUCAUCUGCUUGUUGCAGCUUGUGAUGAUCUCUCCCAACUAGGUUUUCAGUGGUGCAGUUUUCCUGACUGUUUGUACAAGGUUUCUUCAUGCCUGCGUACAUUUUGCAAGUGUUGCCACUGACAGUAGCAAGUUGAAUGCUCUGACAGUAGUCAUUGGCACAUUGUCUGGCGAUCCACUGGGCAUCACUCCCUACCUGUCUUAGUGCAUCUUCUUGCAGGGUGCACCAUUGUAGGUCAUAAGAGCUCUCACUUUGCAAGCAAUAACAGGCUCCAUUUCCUUAAUGUCAGCCUCAAACCAGUCGGAGAUCUGUGUGCAUCUCUCCGUUUGAAAUAUAUCAACUAUUGGUUGCCAAGCUCCACAACACAAGCCAUUCUACAUUUUAAAUAUAUGAGUCUGAAGUUUAAAACACAUUUUUGUCUGUCUGUUGGAGGAAGUUGCUUGUGUGCAAAUGUAAGCAAAAGCAUGCAACUGCAUGUCCAUAGCUCUAAAGCAUGUGGCAAGGUCUUGAUAGGGUGUUAUUAACAUUUGAGCAAUUGUUAUUUGGAUGGGGAAACAUUAACAUUCCUGUGUCCAGCAUGCAGUGUUCAGUUACCUAGCAACUAGAUGUCUAAGGUCAUUCCAUUCUGUACUUUAUCCUAUGUUCUAAGUAUGUGUGUUACAAAAAAAAAAAGCAUAUUCAAGGCUCCUUAAUUCAUUGACACUCUAUUUGAGAGAUUUAUUGGGAGAACUCCAACUUGCAGAUGCAGGCAUUACUGCAAAGACUGAUAAUCAGCUGGGCAUACUGUUGAAGCAGCAACAUUUACUAUCUAAGGCUAAUGCUAAGGGGCUUUUAAAUGAGGACUGUGCACCUGAAUCUGUUCUUUAACCUUCUUAUAAUAUUUACUUUUAACUUAAAAUUGCAGCCAGUCAGAUGAUGAUUCUGGUUCAGCAUCAGGUUCUGGAUCUGGUUCCAGUUCUGGAAGCAGUAGCAAUGGAAGUAGCAGCCAGUCGGGAAGCAGCGAUUCAGACUCUGGUUCAGAGUCUGGCAGUCAAUCAGAAUCGGAGUCUGAUACAUCUAAGGAAAAGAAAGUCCAGGCUAAACCUCCAAAGGUUGAUGGAGCUGAGGUAAGGUGGACUCUCUCCACAUAUGAGAAACUCUAUUUAAAUGGUUGUUGUAUUAAGUGAGCAUCUGCAUAAAUAGUACAAAUUAGAAAGUACUUUAGUAAUAUGAAACAUUGGAAAUGCUGAUAAAAAUAUCAGAUGACAGCAGUGCCAAACUUUCACCUUUCCAAGAAAUACCCAGUGUUGACAUUAACACUGCCUGGGUUUAGCAACGUGUGUUGUAUCCACUGCUGCCAUUCCACUUGUGGAGCAGACUUGCGCUUCCACAACUUCACCCUCCUCUCCCAUGCACCCUCAAAAUCUGCUCCAGAGGAUUGGAACACCCUCCAGAGCAGGUCUGGUGGGUGCAAGGAUUCAAGAGGAAAGAGAAGUACCACAUGUGGAACUCAGUUCAUGCAGCAGUGAGUACAUUGGAAGUUUGUGACAACCCUUAAGUAAAAGUCUCUUUUACAUUUAGAAGGAACUUACAAAAUAAUAUAUUAAAGAAUCGUGUCUAAUUUUUGCCACACAAAAGGCAACAGUAUUAUAGCCUUCUAGAUGCAAUUUUGACGAUGGCAUGAUAUCCUUAGCAUAUCAAUAUAACUGAAACCGUUUCAGUUGUUGAAUCAAGUCCCCAUGCCACCCCACCUUAAAACAUGCACAAAUUCAGCAUGGCAUAUUUUAGUUGGAGUGGUUUGAAUUUGGUGUAUCAUGCUGUGAUAUUUCACCUGAGCCAUUCAAAAUCUGCAGAGAGGGUGGCUUGCACCUGGCCCUCCCCGCUUUAUAUAGACUAGGGCUGGGCUAGGUGCAGUCCCCAAGUCUCUGCCCCAAUAGGCCCAGAAGGAGAUGCCUGUCCCUCACCUGGAAGGUCUGCUGCAGUCGAAGGUGGGCGGGGCCAGGUGGCCAUCCCCCCCUCUGGUUGUCUCAGAGGGUUUCCAUGAAAGAGCUGUGGCCAUUCUGUGCAACAAAUGAUGCCUCCCCAUCCCAGAUGAGCGGAUAUUUUAAAGCCCAUAUUAGAUGUGCCUGCAACCAAACAAUGGAAUCAGGUUCACAAUAGACCCUCCAAUAUAACAUGCCUGGUGAGACAGUGUUUAAAAGUGCUAUUUAAAAGUGCCAUUUGAUGAUGUUGCAGUUUGAAAUUAAUUUGUUAUUUCUAUGUGGUCAGUGGAAGAAAUGUAGAUAUAUUUCAAUUGUGUUCAUUUGUUUCUUAAGGUAAGGCUUCUGAACAGUAAUAAAGAUAACCUUUCUUGUAUUUUGGAUCUACCUGUUACUUGUAAAGUUUGUGGACUUUACUGAAGAAUGUAUUUUAUUGCUUGUGUUUAUUGUGACUACAUAAUAUUUUUAUUUGAAUUCUGCUUUAGUUUUGGAAAUCAAACCCAAGUAUUCUGGCUGUACAGAGAUCAGCAAUGCUCAGGAAACAGCAGCAGCAGUCAAAAGCAGCAUCUUCAAACAGUGGCUCAGAAGAGGUGAAUAGUUAGCUAGUAUUUUAAAUGUAAAUGUAAACACAGAUCUUUACUAGCCAGUGCCAGUAUUUUAAAAGAGAAAUCGGAGUCAAAGUAUCCUUUAAGUACCUUUCAAAUCAUUGACUUCUAUACUACUGUAGAUGCCAACUGUUACCUUUCUUGGGGCCAGCACAGUAUCUUUAAGACUGUAUGUUAUACUUGCUUUCAGUAUUCACAAGAUUAUAAUAUAUGUAGUUGAAUUCCCUUGUAAAAGAAAAAAGGUGUCGAGUUCAAAUGGGCUGGAGGACCAAUUCAGGGGCUAAUUUGACAAGCAGAUUUAAUGAGGCAACCAGUAGUUGGACUGAGGAUCAACUUUUCAAAUGUCCCUUGCCAUCCAAACUUAAUGUGCCAUCCUUCCUCAUCUUACCUGCAAAAUUUCCUGCAACUUUGGUGUUGAAAUGGAAUAGCAGUGUUAAGAGAAUGACUGUUUGUUUGUUUACUUCCUUAUGGACCUUAUAUUUUGUUUUUCUAUGCAGGACUCAUCAAGUAGUGAAGAUUCUGCCGAUGACUCAUCCAGUGAAAUCAAGAGGAAGAAACAUAAAGAGUAGGAAAUUAAGUAUUACAUAGCUUGAUGUAGUGUUUUAAAUUUAUCUGAUCAGUAGAGCACAUGAUGUUAUCAAUGUUAUUUUAUCUCAGUGGUUGCUUAGUAUCCAGUGAAUAAACUACUUGCUUAUCUGUAUACUUGUAUGGCUAUCCAUAUAGUGACACGUUAGGAUUUCCAUGUUUAAGAUCUUUGCAUGGAAACAUUCUCAUUUUAGAAACAGACAACUGCAACAGUAUUAGGAGUUUAAUUGCCCAGAACAUAUUUCUUUCCAAGAGGUUAAAGCCCCUUAAGCAUAAUCUGGUGAAUGUUUUCUGUGCAAUUGGCCAACCAAAAUGUUUGCUUUCUAUCACCCCAUCAUUCUCUCACUGAGGCAGAUCAGGUCUCUGACAUCACACUGUUUUAUAUACACUCAUAAAAUGCCUCCAAAGCAUAUUACUAGCUCAGGACAAUUCCAUGCCCCUUCCCUCCUGAGCUUGAUACUGAAGGGAGAGAGAGUAGUCAUCUCUGCAGUCCCACUGCACUUCUGAAGCUUUCAGAACUGCAUCUGAUGUUGAAGGAGCUCUAACUGUCCUUUUGAAUUUGGAAUUUGCCCCUGCCCCUUCUCCCACUGUCCUUUCUACUGAGCUUAACCUUAUAAAUUAUCCACCCCAAGGAAUUGUCCUUUGGAUUAUCCAAAGUUGUGCUUUACUUCUAAGGGGCUCAGAGUGCCUCCAAAAAGCAGUACAGUACAAUUAUAAGGAUGAUCCCCCUACCUCCAGCUACAGACUUAGAAGGAAGGCUGAGGCUCAUCAGGGUUGGGGAGAAUUUGGAUCAUGGCCUGUGCUGCUAACAUAUUUGUGGACCACAGCAGGUCUCAUUAAGGUUCAUAUAUUCAGUUCAUAUUUUGUUUUUUAAGUAGCCCCUUGCUUCACUGAGAUUUGCUUCAUUUAAAAGUUUUUCCUAGAAUUUACAUAUUGCUUUGUUUAUUUAAUAUAUGAAGGUUUGAGUAUUGAUGGCAGUGAGAAAAAGUCAUUAAUGUGGAAAAUCUAUAUAGUUAGCAUUUCAUUUUAAUGAAAUUGGAAUUAUCCCAGAUAGUUCUCCUAUUGUGUGAAAGCUGUAGAGACAGAAUUUUAAAAGAAAGUGGCAAAUAACUACUUACUGACAUAUUCACAAAUUCCUGUAAAUCAUUAACUUCAUUUUAGUCAUGCAAAGUUAAAGGUUUAACCCUUUUCCUGUAACACCUUCCAUCUACAUUAAUUUUUCUGCUAAUUUCAGUUGUUCAACAUUGCUGUUUUCAAAAUGUGUCAGGAUAGUGGCUCACUCCCUUUAACAUUUUAUACUAAAAAAACUUGAUUUUGUAAGAUUAUUCUUACUUCUUUUGAUCUACAUUUAGGUAUAUAAAUGUUCUUUUUGUAAUUUUAAUUUGUGUAGUGAAGACUGGCAAAUGUCUGGGUCAGGAUCUGUCUCUGGAACUGCUUCAGAUUCUGAUUUGGAAGAAAGCAGAGAUAAAAGUAGUUGUGAAGAGAGCGAAUCUGACUAUGAGCCAAAAAACAAGGUCAAGAGCAGGAAGCCUCCAAGCAGGUAUGUGAAAAAUAUUUUUGAUUGUAAAGUUUCCUCCUUGUUUGGAUAAAAAAAAUAUAAAUAUCCUCCCUACAUGUUGCCAUCUAUGAGUCCAGUAAGUAGAUGAGCUAGUCUUUGUCACUGGGAUGCAGAAGAAAGAAAAGUUGUCUUCUUGCUUAGGGGGCAUCUCCCAUUUUCUCCAUAUAUCUACUAUUUUUCUUGCCUCCAUUGCAGAAUGAUCUGCUACCUAGUUUAGACUGCUUUAGGCCAAAGCUUGUCUUUGUUUGCGAACUAGAAAGAAAGAAGGUAGAAGUCUUUUUGAGCAUUGAACCUACUUGGGCUGAGUUUCUGUCUUGCAAUUUUUGUGUUCCAAGGGCAGGUGGAGUCAGUUUUACAGCUGUCUGUCUUCCUCCUUUAUUGAAGAUAGUUAAGAAAAAUUAUGAUGAUUAUGGUAAUUAUUAGGGUGGUGGUUCACCCUAAAGUGCCAAGGUGGGUUACAGUGCUACAAACAAUUUAAACAACUUUUAAAAACAAUUUAUUAAAUUAAAAACAACUUAAAACUUUAAAAACAAGGUGCGUCCUUAAAAUAUACUAAUGGGAGAUGCUUCCUAGUUUAGCCGUCAGCUUAGUUUUUCUUCUAAAGAACUUGCUUUCUAUUCUAUAGAGAUAUCUCCCUGUGUCUGGAUCAUAUUCAGAUGAGACAGAAGGAGAAGGCACAUAUAAGCUAGUUCUCUAUUUUACAGUGUUCAAAUGCAUUCCUGGGUGCUGUCAAUAUUAUAUUUUAUUCCUUUUGAUUGACUGGAGUGGCAGCAACCAGAGUACAGAAAGCGUUGGGCUGUGGCGAAGUCACCUGAUUAGAAUGUGGUGACAAAGGCUCGCAAUGGCUGUUCUUAUUUGGAUAGUGUGCAGUUGGGCCCAUUGAAGCCUUUGUCCAUCUGCUUUGUUUUGCUUUUGGGGAAUGUGAUGACUUUUUAUUUCCCAGUGAGGCCAGGUCCAGUUAAGGCUCUUCCGUGAGAAGCUUGCAACCUCAGGCAUGUUAAUCCAUGCUGAUGUGCUUCAAUGUGGCCAGAGAAGCCACAAUGCUUCUUUAGGGUGGAGCCUAGAAGCCUGACCUAGAACCCAGCUGCUAAAAGAAACCGGACCUGUUCAAGAAGUACCAUCUGAUAACAGAAGGCUUGGAAAGAUGGGAGAAGUGGUUAUUGGGAGCUCUUACACCACCCCACCCCACCCACAACCAUGUGUUUCCUCCAUUUGGAGCAUAAAAGUAAUAAAACUCAGCAGAUUAACUGCGUGGGAAGCUGGCUGUCGAGAGAGAGCAUUUUAGAUGUUUCCCUGUUGUGGAUAUCACUGUACUUCAGAAUCCGUCCACAGUAAAUGCUAUGCCAGCAAUGUCUGCGGGUUAAAAACAAAACAACCAAGGUUAUAAUGUGUCUUAAUGCCCCAAAGGGCUAUUCUUUUCACAACCUUGGCCCUUGCCUUUUGAUGUGUUCAGAUUCCAUUGGGAUGGUAUAAGAAACUGGCUAGACUCAACUCCUUAAUGGUGUUGGGACAGUUAGAUAUUUUAUUUGAAUAGACAAACAGUAUAAUAAAAAUCUUUUUAAAAUGUCAAUAAUAAUAAUAAUCUGAUAGUCUGCAGAUUCAGAAAUUUACUACAGGAAGUUAAUAAAAAUUGGUGCUCCAGCACAACCUACAGGGUUCUCAGCAUCUUUGCCUGCCAUUUAUUCUAGGGCUUUUACUGAUGAGUGUUAUGAAAGUCUAUUUUUCUCUUACUGUUCUUCAAAUGUUUAAGAAUAAAGCAAAAAAGUGGAAAGAAAAGUGGGGGGCAGAAGAAAAGGCAGCUUGACUCAUCAGAUGAUGAUGAUGAUGACGACGACGAUUAUGAUAAAAGAGGAUCUCGCCGCCAGGCAACAGUAAAUGUUAGUUACAAAGAAGCUGAAGAAGCAAAGACAGAUUCAGAUGAUCUGCUGGAAGUCUGUGGAGAGGAUGUCCCACAACCUGAAGAAGAUGAAUUUGAGACAAUUGAAAAAUUUAUGGAUAGCCGCAUUGGACGGAAAGGAGGUAAUAUCGACUUAUAUUUUUAAAACUUCUCAAGCUGAUGAAUAAUGCUUAAAAUUAUUUCUAUUGGAUGAAAUAUAUGAGAAGUACAUGUUGUGAAUGAUACAGUAACUGAUAUUUUAACAACCUUGUUAAUCAAACUUUUAGGUUUUUUUGUAUGUAUUACAAAAUAUUUUGGUUAUAUAUGUUGUUUAGGUGCUGUCCUAUUUUUCUCUUUAUUUGCUGUAGUUUUGCUGUAUAUUUUGGUUUCAACACAUACUUCUGGCAUUAAUAUAGUUUGUAUUGAACUUUUAAAUAGCACAGCAUUCUAGUACAACUUAAUGGAGUGAUUAUAGAUGCUUCUGUCAUCUAAAACCAAUCUAACAAUGUUUGCUGUUCUAUCUAAAGCCAUUUAGUAUUGCAGUUGAUGCUGUUGUCAUGCUCUUUUUCAGCAACUGGUGCUACAACCACUAUCUAUGCAGUUGAAGCUGAUGGAGAUCCAAAUGCAGGAUUUGAUAAAGCAACAGAACCUGGUGACGUGCAGUACUUGAUUAAAUGGAAAGGUUGGUCUCACAUCCAUAACACUUGGGAAACGGAAGAAACCCUGAAACAGCAGAAUGUUAGAGGAAUGAAGAAACUGGACAACUAUAAGAAAAAGGAUCAAGAAACAAAACGGUGGCAAGUAUUGUUUAUUGUAAACGUAUAAUACAAGCACAUAUUGCAUAUUAUUGAAGUAUUCAUUUGGCACGUUUCUUUAUUCAUGCAUGAACAUAAUUAGCAGAAUGCUGAAUAAGGCAGAUGUAAUUCAUUCAUAAUGUUUUUUUAAAAAAAUCAAAGUACUGUAGUACUGAUGAUCUGCAGAUUUAAGGUUCGGCAUUAUGCAGGAUUCUUAAUGGUUACUGUGUGCUGUAUCCAGUUGUGGCUUUGUGCCAGCAGAAACGCUUCCACUACAACAAGGUGAGGUACCCCAUUUUCACCAGUCCGUCUUCUCAAUUGCAGCCCUUUAAGCCAUAUUACAGGGAUAACCAGUGUGGUGCCCUCCAGCUGUUUUGGACUACAGCUCAUAGCAUCCUGGGCCAUGCUAGCAGCGGUGAUGGGAGUUGUAGUCCACAGCACUUGGAGACCACUCCAUGUAGGCGGUCCUUGCCAUAUUCCAUACUGUUCCAGAAGAAUCAAUAGCCUUUUGGUAGGAUGGAGGGGCUACAUUGGGUAAGAAAGAAUUAGUGAAAAUAUGGAUUCCAAUAUAUUUCUUCGACUCAAAACACUAAUAGUAGUUAUUGACUUGUCAGGAUUGCCAACAGGAUUCAUUGGAUGCAGUUCACUGAAUGCAGAUUGAGCUCUCUGCAUCUUUAACCCCCCCCCCCCAUCCUAUUGGCAAGAACCUCUUAUGUACAUAUAUCAACUGAACCUCAUUUAUGUUGUGGGACUGUUGCAAAGAUAAAAAGAGGAAGAGGAGAAUAAUAGAAUGUUGCCUCCAGGUUGUGCUUUCUAACUUUAUAGAUUUCCAGUUUACUUACCUUUCGUCUCUUCCCCCCGCCCCCACAAGAAAAGUUUCUAAUCAGUCUUCCUGUACUUCUGUUGAAAGUUAGAAGAAUUGUAAACUCUACAUUCUACAGGGCUGUAAUGAAUACGCUGUGUAAUUUCAUUCCAGGUUAAAAAAUGCUUCUCCAGAGGAUGUGGAAUAUUAUAACUGCCAGCAAGAACUCACAGAUGAUUUGCACAAACAGUAUCAAAUAGUAGAAAGAAUAAUUGGUAAGUGACAGAUUUUGAAACUAGAAAUAAUGAUGAUAUACCAGCAUAAUGCAUUCAUUUAAGUUUUUCUGUGUUCAUGUAGUUGGAAAGAAGUUGUAUCUCAUCGUACUUUAUAAACUAUUUUAAAGACUUUCAAUGUACAUGUCAGUGUCCCUACAGCUAUAUCCAUAAGUUGUUCAUCUAUUCAUGAGUUGUUCAGCAUAGUGCCUUAUUUCAGCCUAAUUAUGUGUCAGUGUUAAAUUUCAUUUUAAACAUAUAUUUCCCACAGCUCAUUCAAAUCAGAAGUCAGCAGCAGGUUAUCCAGACUAUUAUUGUAAAUGGCAGGGUCUCCCUUACUCAGAAUGCAGCUGGGAAGAUGGUGCUCUCAUUGCAAAAAAAUUCCAGUCACGCAUUGACGAGUAUUUUAGCAGAAAUCAAUCCAAGACAACUCCUUUUAAGGACUGUAAGGUGGGUACAUUAGUGUUUCUUUUAACAAUGUCUCCUUCAGUUGAAGUGGUAUCCGGUGUCAGGCUAUACCAGUUCCAUUUUGCAAAUGGCAGCUCAAUUCAAAAAGAAGAAACCUGCAUAGAAUACUAUUGGUUAGGAAUAAGGGAUUAAGCCUAACCUUCUUCCCGACAUCUUAUUUUCUGUGUCGGAGAAUUAUUUUGUAUAAAGAGGCAUUUGACUGAAUGAUGCCAGGCAUAGCUUUACGACUUCAUCUGCUGUAUGUGAAAUCUAAUCCAACAAGAAGUAGUAUAAGAUUUAAUAGUUUCAACUAUUUAAGAACUACUUUUUUAAGCACGAUGCUCAGGGUGGAAGUUGGUCCUUGGCUGUAGUAGAUUCAGUUUUCCACUUGCAUAACGAUUUAUCAUUUUUUUCUUCCAAUUCAAAUAUAGAAAAUUAAUUCUCACCACCCCUCUUUUGCCAGGUUUUAAAGCAGAGGCCAAGGUUUGUGGCCCUAAAGAAACAACCAUCUUACAUUGGAGGGCAUGAAGGUUUAGAGCUAAGAGAUUAUCAGUUAAAUGGACUGAACUGGUUAGCUCACUCUUGGUGCAAGUAAGUACAUAAUAAAAUGUUGCGAUUAUAUGUUAAAUACACAUGCAUAUUUUUAUUAUUUUACAAGCUUAACGGGAACACAGUCAUACACAUUUGCCACUUAAUAAAUAUCUCUGUGUGUGUGGCAGUUAUGUUUAAUGGAUUGUACAAAAAUAGUUACUUAUAUCCCAUUCUUAUUGCCAUGCAGACUUUUUUUUAAAAAAAGCAUGAUCAUCAAAAAUUGUAAGCGAGUUAAAAUCUGAAGAUAGGACUUAAACUGACAUGGUUCAGUUUUUAUUGUUUGAGAUGUGUGUUUAAAUGAGCGGUCUGUGUUGAUUCUGUGUGUACCCUGAAUUACAAGUUGAAUGGGAAAAAUUUGGGGAAGGUUCUCAGAUCCUAGGUCAAAUUGUGCCAUUAACAAAGCAUUUCUGUCCUGUCAGUGACUACCUAAGCUUCUGAAUCGCUUUGCUGCACUCGUUGUCCAAUGUUACAGAUUCCCAUGACCUAACCCCACCAGUGACAUAUGCCGAGGGGGAUAUUUCCAUACACUAGACUUUCUCCUCAGAGUCUGGCCUUUUUUGCCACCUUUUUGCACUAUGCAGUGAUGAAAUUUUGCUAUCCUAGAGGCUAUAUCCCCAAAAUUCCUUGUGGGAGGGAACAGAAGCCCCUCUCAAAAUCCUUGGGGUAGCAGGGUCUUUGCUAGGCUCUGAAAUGUCCUCCUCCAGUCUUUCCUGGGGAACUAAUGUCUUUUUCCCACUGCCCCCCCCCCCGAUGAUUCCUCUUGUACCCACUGCAAAAUGGUGAAAUCUGCUCUUGUGGGAGAAAUACUGCAACUGUCAUUCUGAAAUUUGCCAUGUUUUAUAUACCUCACUUUACAGGAGCAACAGUUGCAUUCUUGCAGAUGAAAUGGGCUUGGGCAAAACAAUACAAACUAUCUCCUUUCUGAAUUAUUUGUUUCAUGAACACCAGUUAUAUGGGCCUUUCUUGCUGGUAGUACCACUUUCCACUUUGACAUCUUGGCAAAGAGAAAUCCAGAUAUGGGCUCCCCAGAUGAAUGCUGUAGUUUAUCUGGGGGAUAUUACUAGCAGAAAUGUGGUAAGUGAUCAAAUUCUACAGUGUCACUGUAUUCUUAGUAGAUCCAAAAUUAGUGCUUAUACAGAGAUGGUAUUGGAAAGAUUAAAAUUAACCAAAUUUCACAUUUAUUUUAAAGAGUUGCUUGUUUUUGGUAAUAUUUAAUAUUUUUGUAAGUAAAAUAAAGUGUGUAUUCUCCAAUAUUUUGAUACUUUGUUGAAUAACAGAGAAAUAUUAGCCUUUCAUUUUUGCCAAAUACAUUGCUGCUAUCUAGGAAAUGGUACAGACUCUUCCAUUGUCUGCUAAGACAGAGGGAGGCCAAAUAACCAAAAAGCAGUGUUCAUUCAAGCUUCAAUUUACUGAACUCAAGUAGUUAAAAUGUAAUAAUUGAUUACUUUCAUUAGAGAGGUAUUUACAGAUAAUAGCUUUAUUCAGUAAUGAAAUGGACUGUAAAACAUGAAACUAUAGGUCUUAGCAUGUUUUAUGUGGAAUUUACAUUAUGCUUAUCAGUUCUUUUGAAUCUGCUACAAAUGCAACUGAAAAUAAUACUUCCAAUCAUUUUGAUUUAAUCUUCUUUGUUAUCCUUGAACUAAGCAAUAUUUUAACAGUCUUUUGAUUUACAAAUUUUCUUAAUAAAAUUCACUGACUGUUUUUUGCUGUUUGUUAUGACUUCCUCAUAGUUGAUCAAGAAGUAAAGUGUUAUACUGAUCAAGCAUUAAGCACAUUUAACUCCGGUACCUUAGGAGCUUUAAUUCUUGGGAACAAGGCAACAGUUUGAGCUACUUUAAAGUCAGUCUCUCUUUGAUGGCAGAAUGCAGGAUUCAGAUUGACAAGUUAUUCUCAAAGUAAUUUAUUUGCAGGGGUGAAAUGCUUUCCUGCCUCUAAAGAGAAAGAAGUGUUUGGAGCAAAAGGGAGGGGGAGAAAGAAGGAAGGAAAGCUAGGAAACAAAAAAGAACUGCAGAAUAACAGUCCCAUCUUUCAGUUCCUCAUUUGUACAGUAAAACAGGGCAGGUGUGGGGUGGGGCAGAUGACCACUCUGAGAAACAAACCAUUCAGGCAAGAACAUGAUUAACUGUUACUCUUUAUCCCUCUUUCUUCCGGGGUAAGAUAUAUUUAGCCAGGUAGCAGUAGUGACUAUAGCCGUGCCAGAAACAAUCCUGUUCCACAGAACUUCUCCUGUCUGUCACUAUCAUGAUUGAGCCUUCAGGCAGUACUCACCUAGACUCAGAAGGACCUGUUUAUAGGAUCUCCCAACUCACCAGAUACCCAUUUUCGAACCAAUGAAAUGUUUUCAUGUGUCUCCCUACAGAUCCCCAUCACGCCAUAGGACCCAACUCUCCUAAAGGCCCAAUAGCAUAAUCUGGAUUAGAUGUUACUGUCCGAAGAGAAGGGUGGGGUGGGAAUUGCGGUAGUGUAGCAACUUCAGGUAUCAGAGGAUAAAGGGUUUCCCAAGAGCCUGCUAAGUAUCUCAGUGUGCUUUCUAAUCAGUGGCACUACCCUCCUGUCCUGCUUUGUAAGUGGGCAGUCAUUUAUAGCCUUUGCAAUCUGAGAGAUGACAGCAUCAGAUCAGUUGAUCCUGGAAAAUGUCAGAGAACAGUGCAUGAUAGAGUGAUGAUACUAAUCUAGAAAUUGGUUUGUGCCCAGUACAUGAUUGAAAAGCCUUCUCAGGCACUUGUUCAAAAUCAGUCAUAUCUGCUUCAGUUUCAAGCUUUAGAAAUGGUUCCAGCCCAUGAGGCAUUGGGCAUAUUUUUUCACCAUUCUGGAAAUCAGUAGGAGGAAACGAGCCAUUCUGUCCCUGAAGUACUUCAGCAAAUUGCUGGAGAAAAGGUGCUCCAAGUUGUGGAUGCUGAAGUUCACAGCAGCACAACCAAGAUAUUUCCUUGCUUUGUAGAUACAACAGAAGUCCGUUGCUGUAUUCAUCACCACUUGCCUGGGCAAAUUGUGUUACAAUUUGAAUUCCAUAGAAUUCCUCAGAAUUCAUUUGAGUCAAAGUAUCUGUUGAGCUCUAAGCAGCGCUGUUAAGUCUCCUGGACUUUCAGUAUCAGUUGGCAAAUAAACAGACGUAAUUCAUAUAAACAGGUGUACUAACAAGGUUUAUAUUAGCAGGCAGUUGAGCAACAGAAACUUGUCUCAUUAGGUUAUUUGGCACAGUUCCUAGGUCGGCAUCUUGAAAAGGUGGUGGUUGUUUUUUUUACUUACGGACUUCUCAUAUAGUUAUGAACCUUUGCUUAUAGUUAUCUUUGUAAGCCUACACACACUUCCACAGAUAGUUAGAUACAGGUUUUACAUAGGUAGAGAUACAUGGAUAUAAAAUGUGUGUUGAUAAAUAGAUAUAAUGCAGCAUUUUAAUACCACCAAGGAGGUCUGGGCGACCUACUUGAUUCUGGUCCCCAUUCCAAUUUUAUCUUCACAACAACCUUGUGGAAAAGGUUAGGCUGAUAAGUUAAUAAAUUACUUUUCAAUGGACCUAAGAGAAAGCCCUUCCCUCAUCAAUCUUAAUCUUGCUUCCUCUCAUCCCAGAGGGAAUGACUUUGCCACAGUCUGGGCUGUUAUCUUGUUUCUCAAGGGAAAUAGAGAUUUACAAGUAAAUAAAAAGACAAAAUAUGCAUUUUCUUUUGUGAAAUGUGCUUGUAAAUAAAAGCUAGUUCCCUGGCUUCUGCCUCUGGUUAGUGUAAAGGAUCUUUCUUCCAUAAAGGCUCUCUAGAAGGACCAGAAUGAGCAAGGUAAUUGCUAGUGUUGUGUACUGCAUGUGUGGUUUACACUCAAAGUUGGAUCAGUUUCUCUGUUUUGUAACAUAGCUGCAAAGGGACAGUUACAAAGAAACAGGUUAAGCUGUGCUGGUGCAGAAGUAUAUUGUAUUGGUUGUGCAGCACUAGCUGCUUUCUCAAUAGGUAGCUAUUCUAAUCCGAUCCUACUUACUCACUUUCAUAUUUAUGAGCACUUAGCUUGUGUGUAAGCUAAUGUUUAGAAGCUAACAGCAUCAAAUAUUAUCAGAAUUUGGGUUAUUUCAUAACCUUAAUUUCUCACCAACUUUGUCUGCAGAUAAGAACACAUGAAUGGAUGCAUCCGCAGACCAAAAGAUUGAAAUUUAACAUCCUUCUGACAACUUACGAGAUUUUACUGAAGGAUAAGGUAAGUAAUUUGACCACCACUCACUUCUCAAAAUGAAAGCAGAAUACUGAAGGAACUAGACUUGCCUGUCAACAGUUCUUAGGUUCAAUAGAAGAAGUGACUUGUGAAUUUUAUUACUGAAAAAGGCAGUCGUUUUCAAUUUUGUGGAAGAAGGUAGAAAUUUUUUAAUAGAUUAGAUGCUCAUUUUUCUACAUCAUCACUUAAAUUGCCAUUUUAAAUGCUUAAUCUCUGAAACAAAAAGUCAUUCAUUUGUAUUUUAUUUGAACAGUCAUUCCUUGGUGGUCUGAACUGGGCAUUUAUAGGAGUAGAUGAAGCCCAUCGAUUAAAAAAUGAUGAUUCCCUCCUGUACAAGACGUUAAUAGACUUCAAGUCCAAUCAUCGCCUCCUUAUCACUGGAACACCUCUGCAAAACUCCCUGAAAGAGCUCUGGUCCUUGCUUCACUUCAUCAUGCCAGAUAAGUAGGUAAACUUACUAUACUAGCCAUGUACAGUUAGUAGAAUUAUUUAACUAGCACUCCUUGAAAAAUGGUAGGGACUGCAGCUUUGCUGGUUUGUCUAUUGCUUUGUUUUGGUGCAGAAUGUCUGGAGAGUUUAUUUGUUUAUGUUGUUAGCCGGCUUUAAGUGACACUGGAACCAUGUUAAAACAAAACAAAAAGUCCAAUGCCUCUGGGAAGCUUACAGGCAGAAGAUAAUGGUGACAGCCAUCAGAGGUCACCUAUUUUAGCUGCUUUGGCUUUUGUCUAGCUAAGUUCUGUUAUUAAUGGGCAUGCCCAAUUUAUGUAUAUUAAUUUCAGUGGGUCUACUCUGAGUAGAAUUAAGUUGAGAACAACCCUUUGUUUUGUAUAUUUUCAAUAUAGUCUCGCAAUAGAGGUAAAUAAUGGUCUUCUGAUAUACUGGUUACUUUUAUCUGUUUAUGUAAACCAUACAUCUUCAACAUAGAUUUGCUUUUAGGGUAGCGAAGCAAAAUAAUAAGAAACAGGAAAUUAAAAUGAUAGUAAUGAUUAUUCUAAUAAUACAGAAAACUAAUACUGCAAAUAAAAAACCCUCAAACAGCAACAGCCAGCUUAAAUUAAUUAAAUAGAGACACUUAGACCAGUUUAAUUUUAAAGGGUGCUUACGUUAGCAGUUUGUAAAUUUGUGUAACUACAGAAAGCUGCUGAAAAGGUGUGUUGUGUUGAGAGAGUGACAACAGCCUAAAUAUUUCUACUUGCUCUUAUUUUUCUUAUGGACAAGUAUGAACAAAGUGGAAGGAAAUUAAAAUGGGGAUGAACUGUCAGAAAAGAAGGGAGGAUAAAUUAGCAGAGCUUUUUUUUUUUUUUUUUUGGCAUGUCACUCGGAAGUAAGUCCCAUUGAAUUCAAGUGGGACUUACUCCUAAGUAAGUGUGUAUAGGAAUGUGUACAGUGCUUAAGCUGCUUUAAAACUAAGUAGCAUAGAACUUAGUGAAAUGUUUAAAAACAAGGGUCAUUUAUUUUUCAUAAUUCAAAUUUUCUAUUGGCUUACUAACUUGGCUGAUUACACGCUUGUUUUUCUCAAGUCUGAGAACUUGUGUGUAUGUCCAGGAUGUCAUGUAUAAUAGUACAGUAAGAAUACUGGCAUAGCAUAUGUGUUUAUUUUGAAAAUCUGCCACAAUGGUUAUAUUGAAAAUUUGCCACAAUUUAGAAUGUUACAUUUUAUAUUGAAGGUUUUCUUCUUGGGAAGAUUUUGAAGAGGAACAUGGGAAAGGAAGGGAAUUUGGCUACGCAAGUCUUCACAAAGAACUCGAACCAUUUCUACUAAGGAGAGUUAAGAAGGACGUAGAAAAAUCUCUUCCUGCCAAGGUUGAACAAAUUUUAAGAAUGGAGAUGAGUGCAUUGCAAAAGCAAUAUUAUAAGUAAGUAAUUUAUUGUGGCUGUCAAAAUAAUUUACACAGUGAAAAGUGAGCAGGUUUCUUUCAUACAGUAAAGAGUUUGCCUGUCUGCCUGCAAGCAUUUUUUAAAAUUUUCUGUUUUCCACAGUUUCAUUACUGACAAUACACUUUUUUUUUUAAUAUCAGGUGGAUUUUAACUAGGAAUUACAAAGCCUUAAGUAAAGGUUCAAAGGGCAGUACCUCAGGCUUUCUGAAUGUCAUGAUGGAGCUCAAAAAGUGUUGCAAUCAUUGCUACCUCAUUAAACCACCAGAUGAUAAUGAAUUCUAUAUUAAACAGGAGGCCUUACAGGUAAAAUUUCAUGUCUUUGUAAAACUGCUCUGCAUAUAUUGUUCUGUAUAUGAAACAAAUUAAAAUGCAACGAUCAGAUUACUGGGUUUUUAAAUGUUAAUUAAAUAACCUAGGAAUGAUUAUAUCUAUUAUUAUUAUUACUGUUAUUAUUACUACCACCACCAAGUAAACAUAUCUAGGGAGGAAAUUCCACAAACAUGGUGCUGCAGCUGAGAAUGUUCCCCCUGCUUGCCCACUGCCUCACCUUGUUUCAUAGCAAUAUUCUGAAUGCGUAGUGUAGCUUUUUAAAUCUAAGAAUUCUAUGCACAGGAAUAGAUGUAAUCGUGUUAGGCAUAUUCAGACUUCCUUAAAUUUUUGAUUUGUGGUUUCUGCCUUUGGUUUCUGGUAGUUCCCACAAAAUGCAUUAACGUUAAUGUACAGACAUAGUCUUCCAUGCAGUCGUUGAUUUUUUUAUGUCUUGUGUUUUCUUUCAAGAAUUUAAUCCGGAGUAGUGGGAAGCUCAUUCUUUUAGACAAGCUGCUGAUUCGCUUACGAGAACGUGGCAGCAGAGUGCUUAUAUUUUCUCAAAUGGUGCGGAUGCUGGACAUCCUUGCUGAAUAUUUGAAAUACCGUCAGUUUCCCUUUCAGGUAAGAGCUUACUGUUAGAUUAUAUCACUGUGCACACAUUUAUUUAUUGGCCUCACGCUGUUUACAGACUAGCACAGUCUUAGUCUAAUUGGUCUUUUUCUCUCCAGAGGCUAGAUGGGUCAAUAAAAGGAGAACUGAGGAAACAAGCACUGGACCAUUUUAAUGCAGAAGGUUCUGAGGUAAUGUGUUUACUUGCCUGUUUUGUGUUUUGUUUUAUCUUUUAAGGAAUGUGUUUUGUUUCUAGCAGCAGAAAAGAUUAUUUGCCGUCUUAUAAACAAAAACCUUCAUAGUGAAAUCCAGGAUUUUAUGUUACAAAAUUGAACUGUAGUACUUUGUUUAAGGUUAGCAGUUUAUUUUACAACAUUGUUUGUGUUGGAGACAAAUGUUUUGGUACAGUUUUGGAAUAAUUGCAUUCUUCAGUAGUUUAAAACUAUUUUAAUGUAUACAGUACUUUGAAUGUCAAAAUGUAUCAGUUAACUCUCCUGUUAGGUAUAUUUUUACAGUUUUUGUUUCAGUCUUCCCGUCUUUCUUAAUUCCAGGACUUCUGCUUUUUACUGUCUACCAGAGCUGGAGGUCUAGGCAUAAACUUGGCGUCUGCAGAUACUGUUGUUAUAUUUGAUUCUGACUGGAACCCUCAGAAUGAUCUGCAAGCACAGGCUAGAGCUCAUAGGAUUGGGCAGAAGAAACAGGUACGUAUGUUUUGUUUGAUUUAGGUACUUGGUUGGGGACAGGAACAAAUUAUAUGAAAUCCAGUUUACAUAUAAACGUGUGUUUAUCUAUGUUUAUUCCCCCCGCCCCUCAAGUGACGUAGUUUGAAUGUCUGGGUCAUGUUUUAUGGAUGUGUUAGUUUACUUGUCUUUAUCAAUAUGUGGUUUGUUUGUUGUGUGUGUGUGUGUCUUACAAUUAACUAAAGAAUUCAACUUUUUAAUAGAAAGACAACUUUAAUGUGCCCAGUUCCCAAACUAUCAGCCUGACUCCAACAGACACAGUACUAGUAUAUAAAUGUUUAUGAUAGAGUAUAUUUAAAAGAGUGCAAGUACACUUCAUAUACUUUGGCUGCAGUCCACCAGCAGUGAACUGUGUGUGCUCCCAUCUCCACAGAAACAGAGGAGCUCUGCUCCCCAUAAACUAUGCACAAAGCUUUCAGGCUGGCCAUGGAAUUCUGGAGAUGUUCCACCACUGUGAUCAGCCUGACAUCUCCUUGCAUCUGUGCAGUGAUGAUUCACAAAAGGGGAAGGUGCUGAUAGCAAGGCCAUAGGAAACUAGAUUUGGGUUUCACAGCAGCAACAGCGCUCACAUAUGAAAUUUUAUUUAUUUAUUGCCCACCCUUCACCCUAAGGUGUCAGGGCAGAUUGCAACACUAAAACACAGUAUGAACACUAGUUAUAACAACAUAGAAUCACAAAUGUAAAAGCCAGGGUUAAAAGCUGCAUCUUCAGUGUUCACCAGAAGCUGUACAUUGAAGGCGCCAGACACACCUUUGUAGGGAGGGAAUUCUACAACUUAGCGGCUGCCACAGAGCAUAUCCUCUCCUGGGCCACUGCCCCCUCUGUUGUUAGAGCAGAAAUGGAUUCUCACUGCAGAAUUGAGGGCUUGCAUGGUUUCUUGUUGUAGAAUUGCAGCCUCUGGAAGUAGAAACAUGUCUCGUUGGAAUAUACUGUUCAUUCAAAUACCUCUAAAAGACUGUCACAUAAUUGCUCCAAGCACAUUACACAUUUAAGAGGAGUUAAAAAUAUGAAUGCCAUUUUAAAUUUAAUAUACAGUCGUACCUUGGAAGUCGAACGGAAUCCAUUCCGGAGGUCUGUUUAACUUUCGAAACGCUUGAAAACCAAGGCGUGGCUUCCGAUUGGUUUCCCUAUUGCACAGGCGCGCCAGAAACAAUAGCGGAAGCCGUGCCGGACGUUCAGCUUCCAAAAAAGUUCGGAAACCAGAACACUCACUUCCGGUUUUCGAUCAUUCGGGAGCCGGAAAUUUCGACUCCCAAGGCAAUCGGGAGUUUUAUUUGUGACUAAAACUUCACAUUAUUUCCUAUUACUUCAGUGAUUCCCGUAAAUCUUUAUUUUUUGUUUGGUUUUUCACAGGUAAACAUUUAUCGGCUAGUCACUAAAGGAUCUGUAGAGGAAGAUAUCCUGGAAAGAGCCAAGAAGAAAAUGGUUUUAGAUCACCUUGUCAUUCAGAGAAUGGACACUACAGGAAAGACUGUGCUGCACACAGGUUCUGCUCCUUCUAGGUAUACCUUUGGGGAUGAACUGUAAGCCUAUCUAACAGACAACUUCCCAAAAAUGUACAGAUAAUCCUUCACAAUGUUAAGGGAGUUAGGUUGACUUGUCCAAGGUUACAAAACUUGCCAAUCAUCUUCUUUCCCUCAGGAUGUCAGGGCUAAAUCUCCUGGCUCAUGAAGCUAACAGAUAGGCAUCACCUGAGAUAUCACUUGCUUUCCCAUCAUGCAGUCCUUUCUGCCCUUCUCAAAGAUAGAAGAUGGCUUCAGACUGAUUCCUUCCUCCCUUAUUAAAGCAACUGUUCUGAAGGAACCAAACUGAAUUGACCCAGAACUGCUGAAAAAUACAAUAAUGGAAAGAUAAACAUGGGGGAGGGUUGAAGAAAGGAGGGCAGUAACCAAAGGAAGAGAAUCCCUCUGCCUGACGUUUUCCCUAUUGCUGUGGAUUUCAGUGACCUAAGAAGCUUAAGGAACCAAGACACAAUUCUAGGAGAAACUCUGAAUUUAUGUUAUUGAUUGAAUGUGUCAGCUCAUUAUCUGUGGGCAUCUAGUAUCUUAGACACACACAUUUUUGUGCCUUGUGCUGAGUAAAAGAGUAACAUGUUCCCUUUAUUUUUAGCUCUACUCCUUUUAACAAAGAGGAGCUGUCAGCUAUUUUAAAGUUUGGCGCUGAGGAACUUUUUAAGGAACUGGAAGGUGAAGAACAGGAGCCACAAGUAAGGUUAACAUCCUAGCAUUUGAUUUUUCUGGUCUAUUCAAAUCAACAUUUCACCAGUAAGAUUUUAUUUUAUUUUUUUCAGGAAAUGGACAUAGAUGAAAUCUUGAAGAGGGCUGAAACACGGGAAAAUGAAACUGGCCCAUUAAGUGUCGGAGAUGAAUUGCUUUCCCAGUUUAAGGUACUGUACUUUUUCAUUCCAUAAUUAUGUUAAGCAAAAAUUAAUAAAAGCAACUCCAUUUUAGAAAUGCUUUUUGUUAAAAGCUCCAAGAUUUGUUUAAUUUUUUUAAAGCUCACUAAGAACUUUUGUGCCUCUUCCCUGUAUGCAGACCCAUAAAGGGGGAGGCAGGUACACUUGCCUCGGAAAGCUAAACUGGCAAGGGCCCCCCCACCAGGGACCAGCUGAUUUUUUGUUCGAGUUUAUAACUUUAUUUUAGCAAGACUCCUGCUCUGGGCCUCAGACAAACUCUGCACGGUCCUACCUGUAUGUACUCCAGAGAGAAAAGAGGAAAGCUUAUUACUGUUGUUAGAAACUUCCUUGAGUUUCUGGAGACGCAUAGUGUGUAUAAAUAAAUAUAUAAUCAUCUGACACUGUGGCUGCUAUCCUGUGAACAUACUUGAGAGUAUUUGGAGUCGCUGGAACUUAACUUCCACAUUAGCAUGCAUAAGAUUGGUCUGUAAGUUAGGAAGCCCUCAGUAACUUUAUGCUAGGGCCUCUAACACAGACAAACAGAAAAGAUGACCGAAACACCUUUGGGGAAGAGUGCACAAAGGAUAGGAUCCCGGAUUAAUCAUGCUUAGAGUUGACCCAUUCAAGUCAUGAUGCUCAGGAUAGCCCUGUUUGUUGUAUUUGGAGUGUGUGUGCAUUUGUAAUUACUUUUAUCAAAACUACCAUUUUAACAGGUGGCAAAUUUCUCCAAUAUGGAUGAAGAUGACAUUGAACUGGAGCCUGAACAAAAUUCAAGGAACUGGGAAGAAAUCAUUCCAGAGGUCCAUAGGAGAAGAUUAGAAGAAGAGGAAAGGCAAAAGGAACUGGAAGAAAUUUAUAUGUUACCCAGAAUGAGAAACUGUGCAAAACAGGUAAAGAUUAUUUUUGAGAGAUUUUUCCUUCCCACUGAGUUUUGUGUUAGAGCAAAUUGCACUUGAAAUGUUGAAAUUUGCUUUGGCUUCACAAAUGAAACACUUAAAUUUUGCACUUUCUUUUUAAUAAAAAAUACAGAUCAGCUUCAAUGGAAGCGAAGGCAGACGUUGUAGAAACAGAAGGUAUUCUGGAUCAGAUAGUGACUCCAUCUCGGAAAGAAAACGACCCAAAAAACGUGGAAGACCACGGACUAUUCCACGGGAAAACAUUAAAGGAUUUAGUGAUGCAGAGAUUCGGCGGUAAGAAAUAGGGAAGGGGGAAGAUCUACAAGGGGAAAGUAAUAGGAAAAUUCUCCAUUGGAAGCUUGAAAUGCUUAUAUGUUACAUGUCUUAAAAAUCACGCUUCCUUUUCAAUUACUUUGAUAAAUACUGUUUCACACAUUACAUUAAGCUAUUAAAUUGAGGGUACAUGUUUGUUUAAAUUCAAAUGGAGUGGUUACAUUUACAGAAUUUUGGGUUUAUAUCGCAGUACCUGCAUCUUCCCCACCCCAUUUAAAGUUCCACAAGCCAUUUUAGAAAGAAAAUAAAAUUAUUUCCUUUUGUUUGGAUUGCCAAAUAGUAUGGAUUUUGGAUUGAAAUAAAUUAAUAUUUAUAUAAUAUAUAAUGGCAAUUCAGUAUAGAAAAGGUUGUAGUCCAGCAUCUCUCUCUCUCUGAGUGGCAUCUGGUAGUGUAUCGAAAUACUUAAUAGUAUCUAUUUUGACAGAUUAGACACUGUACUGUAGUAAACAUGAAUCUGGUUACUUUCAUAAUUUAAAAAGUGUUCUUACUCUCCAUUGCCAUAUUUUGACAACCUAAAACAUUGGUUUCUGAAGUGACUUUGGUUUCAAUCCCAUCCCCACAAAAAGCUCAGUGGAACCUACAUCUGAGUAAAUGCAUAUAGGAUCGAGACCUUUUUUAUAUUAUUUGUGGAAGAUAGUACAAUUUUAAAAAAAGAAUUUUGAAACUUAGCUUUGUAUUUACACAUUAUAUUCUCUCAUAAAGAUUCUUUAUGGGCACGCUAACUUCAGUAGAAUAUCCUAUAUAGAUUGUCUUUAUUCACUGACGUUACCAAAUAUUUUCCCUUCUUAACUUUACCUAGUGUAUUUUUCUUGCGUGCAUAUUUUACUGGUUUAUCUUGAAAAAGAUAUGAUAUAAGGACCACGUACUUAACAUAACGCUUUUUGUUUUUACAAAAAAGGUUUAUCAAGAGUUACAAGAAAUUUGGGGGACCUCUUGAAAGGUAAGCUUUCCUACCUAGCAGCUGGGAACUUUUUAAAUUGUAAUGAAGUAUUUCAGCACUGCAUUUUUUAAAAGGCAAAAACAGCUUUGAAGUUUCGGUGAUCAUUCAUUGAAAUGGUGAUGGAUAGAUUUUUCCAAUGCAAAUAUGAUUGUAGGUAUUAAAAUCCAUUUAUUCAUGGGAAAGUAUAAUUAUUAAUACUGCUCCUUGCAUGUUCAAGGAGCACAGAUAAGGUGGCUCUGCUAUUUUGGGGGGAGUCAGUAAACUGAGUGGUGCAGUUCAAACAAACAAAACAUAGCUUAGUGCAAGCCUUGCCUCAAACCAUGGCAUCUUCUUUCUGCUUGGCCCUCCAUGAUAAAUCAGGAAAUCUAUUUCUUGGUUUGAAGUUGGAUGAAGACCCUGGCUUGUUCUGAGCUUGGUGACCAUAGUUGCCAUGUUUGGACAUAACAGGAGACUUGCACUCCAAAGAUGUAAGAGGCAGCAAGCAAAGUCAGACCUGAGAUGUUCAGUAGUGUGAUAUUUUUCUAACACAGAGAGAGCAGGUGUGUGUUUUAGAAAGGGAGAAAAAUUGUCCUAAAGCUAAUUUACAUUACUCACUUAGCAAGGGACUAUGUCUAAUCAAACCCUCUUUCUCUGAAACUAGCAGCGGGCUCCUACUGGGUGUGUUAGAAGCUUGGGGUGGGAGGAAUCUACUCAUAUUUCUGAGGGGAGAUCAGCCGCUGCUAGAACAAUGGAUAAGGAAUUUGCCAGUGCAGUAUGCUGAGUGACCAAAUAACAAGUGUGCCUUGUUAGAGCACCUGGUGAGGCUAGGGUAGAACAGGUAUUUUUUUAAAAAAUAUAUAUGCAUCCAUUGCCUGCUGUGACCACCAGGGAAUGCUACCACAAGAGGCUAUUGGGGAGGGUUGACGUCUUGAAUUUCCUCAAUAAGAAGGUUGUAUAAAUAUCUAGCAUUAAUGCAUAUUCUGUUUUUCAUUUCUCACAUACUGAUACGAGAGCUAUGAUACUUCUGCUCUGUUGCAGGUUAGAUGCCAUAGCAAGAGAUGCUGAAUUAGUUGAUAAAUCUGAGACAGACCUCAGACGGCUUGGAGAGCUGGUACAUAAUGGAUGUAUCAAGGCUUUAAAGGACAUCUCAUCUGGACAAGAAAGAGCAGGUACAGCUUCCAGGGGGCGGAGGGAGAGAUUGCUUAUAACCCAUGCCAAGAACUAAAGAAGUGAGCUCCUGUGAGACUUCUUUUUCUGCCCAUACAAGCAGUCCCAACCUUCCUUGGCCAUGUUCCUGAGUGGACAAACACAGCCUUUGAACAGAGAUAUGGGAUUGGCAGUAGUUCCCAUGAUUGUUCUGGUGCUUCUUCCUAGCUCCAAACCAGCUAUACUCAUAACUGUACAAAUAAAUACAAUUUCCAGUAGCACCUUAGAGACCAACUAAGUUUGUUCUGGGUAUAAGCUUUUGUGUGUAUGCACACUUCUUCAGAUGCAUGCAGGAGAGAGCAUGAGAUGGGAUGCAGAGCCCUCCAUUAACUGCCUAGAGACCAGCUCCUUUUGUUCCUGAACUGUUUCCAAAUCAGCCUGUUUUCAUAAGCACUUUAAAAACUGGAACCCGGUCUUACUUCCCCACCCCCCAAUCUCUCUCCCCAUUCCUUUUUCAUUUUCUGUUGUGUCUGUUUAGAUCAGUGGUUUUCAACCAGUGUGCCAUGGCACCAUGGGGUAUCUUGAAUGAUGGUCAGGGGUGCCACGGGCAACACUGGCCUCUGUCCCUCUUUCCUUCCCUCCCUCCUCUGAUGCCCUCUUGCAUCUCUGCCUUCCAAAGGCUUACACAGCUAUUAGUUGCAGCAGCGGCUGCCCGGCGGUCUCCCAAGGAGAGGAGAUAGGAGGCUGAGGGAACACUCCACAAGGGAGGGUGUUCAAUAAAAGGGUGAGAAGCUGCCAGCUCUGCAGGCAAGGGGUGACAUAACUGGGCUCCUGAGCCCCACAGGGGUGCCACAGAAAGAAUGUAGAUGGUCAAGGGAGCCGUGAACUCAAAAAGGUUGAAAACCUCUGGUGUAGAUUAUAAACCUCAGGACAGUAACUUGCUUGUUUUUAAAACUGCUCUGGGUGUCUUUUUGGCUCAAUCACAAAAGCUGGAUGUUACCAAUUAAUGGAUUAAGUUAUGUUGUGAUAAGAUUUAUGUAGAUGUGUGAGGUAUAAAUGAGGCCAUAUUCUUCACUUGACCUGAAACUGUUAGUCCAUGUCAGCAGCACUCCUUGUUGCUUUUUUUCUAUCUGGCACAGUGUUGGUUCAUGCCCUUGAAGCACAUUUGUAUUGAUUACCUCUUCCUUCUAAGUGACCUCAUGUUGAAAGGGCAUCUUGUUCCUUCACAUUUUGGAGUAGUGAUGCAUAAAACUGAUCUAACAUUUACCUGUUUUAUAUUCUUAUUUGAAAGGGGGCAGACUUGGAAAAGUUAAAGGCCCAACGUUCCGAAUAUCAGGAGUGCAGGUAAAUGCAAAACUAGUCAUCUCUCAUGAAGAAGAGCUGGAACCGUUGCAUAAAUCCAUUCCUUCCGAUCCAGAGGAAAGGAAGAGGUUUGUUACAUUUGUUUUAUUUUGAUUUGGGGGGGGGGCAGUAUGUUGCUAGGGAGUUCUGACCACAUCAUUGCUCAGGAGUUUGAAUAUCUCCAUUCACAUAACAGCACCCUCUGCUUUUGCCACAGCUGAACUAGCUUUUUUCCCGUUCUAGCCACUCUUAUGCACAGAUCGGAGGAGUGAGACCCAUGAAGAGCAGAGCAAGUGUCAUAUAGUGGUUGGAGUGCCUGAUAGUUCAGGAACUCAUGGCCUUUUUGGUAGAGCCCCCUUUCUGAUACCAGCAUUGUUGCAACUUACCUGGGAGGGGGUUGGGCGGAGGCGUGGUGAGGUCAAGGCUAUGCAGAUGGACCAACAGAGUCAGUAUGGCACUCUCACCAGUGUGCCUUCACAGUUUUGUCACCAUGCUCCCCCCCUCCCCAGCCCUUCCAGGUAAUCUGCAGCAGUACCAGAGGGUAGCUCCAUGGCUUGCCCCACACAUGGGUCACUAUUGCUCAUAGCACUGAUGUAAAAAAUAAAAUGGGAGGGAACCAUGUGUUCUACACUGAACUCUUUAGGAGAAGAGUGCCAUUAAACGUCUGUUUUUGCUUCCUUUUUUAAUGAUUAUAUUGUAUCUAGCUGCCAGUAGAGGUAAUACAAAUAGCUUGUGAACUUACUGUUUUUCAUUUAGAUACACCAUUCCUUGUCACACUAAGGCUGCUCAUUUUGAUAUAGACUGGGGCAGGGAAGAUGACUCUAAUCUUCUAAUAGGCAUCUAUGAAUAUGGAUAUGGUAGUUGGGAAAUGAUCAAAAUGGACCCAGAUCUCAACUUGACACACAAGGUAAGCCCUCUGUCUGUCUGAACAUAAUGUUAUUCAGGAGAUCAAAAAUUGCUGGUUGAAUGGUUACAGGGGUAGCCAAGUGGACUGUAUUCUGAUUUGAGACAUUUAGAUGAGACUGACUGUUGUAUCUCAUUUCUCACACUCUGCAUUCCCACUUUAGUCUUUUAUAUUUUUAGUUAUUCCAUGGUAUCCCUGGAAAAUUUUACAGAGGGCUUCCUUUGUUACUGGUGCAUUAUUAUUGUCUUUCCUUUCUAAUGGACAGCAUGAGAGCCAACAAAUUGAAGCUCCAUCUAGAUAAGAUUGCGGCACUUAUUGGGCGGUUCCCUAGACAGUGUGGGUGGGAGGUUGCCUGCUCUUGAUGGGGUUACACGCCUUCUGAAGAAGCGAGUAUGUAGCUUGAGGGUACUUCUGGAUCCAUUGCUGUUGCUUGAGGCUCAUGUGGCCUCUUCAGCUAGUGACCCAGCUGCCCCCCUAUCUGGACAGGGAUAGCCUAACUUCUGUUAUCAAUGCUCUGGUAACUUGUAGGAUAGAUUACUUCAAUGCAUUAUACGUGGGGCUGCCUCUGAAGAUGGUUCAGAAACUUCAGCUUGUGCAGAAUUCGGCAGCCAGGUUGCUCACCAGGGCAAGACAGUUUGGGUAUAUUACCACGAUCCUGGGUCAACUGCACUGGCUGCCAAUUAGCUUCCAGUGCUGGUUUUUACCUUGAAAGUCUUAAAUGGCUCAGGACUGCAGUACCUCAAGAAACCCCCUCUCUCCAUAUGAACUGACUCACCCUGCGAUCAUCAUCUGAGGCUGUUCUUUGUGUGCCUCCUCCAUGAGAGGUGCAGAGGGUGGCAAGAUGAGAACAGGCCUUUUCUGUGAUGGCUCCCUGUUUGUGGAAUGCUCUCUUUGGGGAGCCUUUCCUGGCACCUUCAUUAGAUAUCUUUAGGGAUGGGGUGAAAACCAGGCCUUUUAAGAACUCUUGUGUUCCAUUUUUGGUAAGAAAAAGAAAGUUGUGCUGAAAAAAUCUAGAUUCAGACAGCUUUUCCCAGUUUAGUGAAUCUUUUCUUAUCCAUCAAGCUGAUAAAACUCUCUGUACUUGGAAAAAAAGCAUCUUAAAUUGCCCUUUCAGAUUCUACCAGAUGAUCCAGAUAAGAAACCCCAAGCCAAACAGUUGCAGACCCGUGCAGACUACCUCAUAAAAUUACUCAGUAAGGAUCUUGCAAGGAAGGAAGCACAAAGACUAUCUGGGGCAGUAAGUUAUUUUCUGUGUAUUAUCUUUUUAAGUGCACCUACUUGAACUUGAAUAAAUAUCUAACAUGGCACUUUUCUGAUAUUCAGGGUGGCUCAAAAAGAAGGAAAAUGAGAACUAAGAAAAGUAAGACCAUAAAAGCAGCAAAAAUUAAGGAGGAGACAAAGAGUGAUACAUCACCACCACCUUCAGAUAAGUCUGAAGAAGAAGAAGAGGAAGAUAGUAAGGUGAAUAUCGAGAAGUUUGAAUUUGUGCAAAAAGUAAUAAUUUUUAAGUGUUAUAUUUAUUUGUUCGAUUGGCCGUUUUGAAGUUUUAUUCAGAUAGCCCCCAUAUUUCAGCCAGGGGGCUGUAGUGGAGGAAAUAGUGGUUUUCUUCAGACCACAACAAAUUCAGAUGACAUUUUAUCUCAUGACUUCACCCCUCUGGUGAACUAGCUCUCUUGACUUGAACCAAUAGCAACUGAAAUAGGGCCAGAGUAUAAUUUAUUGGGCAAAUGAUAGACAUCUUGCAACUUGCAUGCUAAUUAGGUUCCAGGGAUUGAGCGUACAGCUAAAACCGUGCAUAGCCAGAACAACCCCAGAACCCCCACCCCACCUUUCUGGAGCCGAGAGGGCCUUGCCUCCCACAUGAGGCAGAGAGUUUCUAAGCUCUGCCUGUCUUCUUACCCAGCUCUGGGAGGCUCCCAUGAGAGACUGGCAGUAAGUGGAACAAACUGAACAUUGAAUUUAAAUUGGAAGUGGGUGCACCAGUCUGCUGAAGCUCUCCUUUCCAUCUACCUCUGCUCCAUUGAAUGUGUAGGUGAAAAAGGAGCAGCUGUGGCAAACAAAAGUUUGGCAAUAGAACUGAAUGGAGGGCUAUGUCACCAAAAGAAAUGACCAAGUACUAAAUGAUUCUAAUAUUUAUAUCUGAACUCCUUAAAUUAGCAUUUUGAUGUACAUGUGUGUAUGUUUCAGGAUGAAAUGGCUGCAGUAAAACAUCCAAGCAAAAAGAUAAAAGCAGAAAAAGAAAAUGAAGAAAAAUCUGAUGCAGAUAUUGUCCUGAAGAAGGAGGCUGAUGACAAAAGAGAGGCCAAGGAAAACAAGAGGGAGCUGAAAAGGGAGAGAAAAGAAAAAGAGGACAAAAAAGAAUUAAGGGAAAAGGAUGCAAAAGAGAAGAAGGAAAGUAAAGCAAAAGAGUACAUGCAGAGAGAGAAAGAAGUAAAAGAAGAGAAGGUAAUUAAGUCGGAGCUUUAUUAGACCACUUCGUGCUCAUAAUAAGGAUGCUGUGUUUUUAGUUCCUCUCCCGCGGGGGGGGGGGGUAUGAAGGGGGGGGGUAGGCCUGAUGUUCCUGGUGGAACUUCCUUGCUCUCCUGUAUUCUUCACAUGGAUUGUGAUUAAGCCUUGUAUGCACAUGGAUUGUGACUAAGCCUUGUAUGCUUCAUUUUGCUCUCUAGUAACACCAUUGUGUACCCAGUCUAUAUAUGUUAUGUGUAAAAUGCUGCUUUAUCUUAAUGUACAUCACUCUGCUUCGGUGGUGGUUUUUGGUUUCUUCGCAAUCAAGCAGUAUAUGUUUUUUUUAAUGAAGUGAAUAUUUAGCGUAUCAAGAAAUUUUGAAUCUCUUAAUUUCUAGAUGAAUGAGUCCAAAUCUGAAAGCAAAGACAAAAGCAAGAAAUCUCCUUCGGCAGACACUCCUGUUCAUAUAACAGCAAGUAGUGAGCCAGUUCCUAUAUCUGAAGAAUCUGAAGAACUGGAUCAGAAGACAUUCAGUAUUGUAAGACUUCUUCAGAAUACUUUGUCAUUUGGUCAUACUAAUUGGCAUGAGGCAUGUGAUUCUCUGUUAGCAGAAAAAGCGUUCAUUAGGCCGUCGGUUAAAUAUGGCUCUUGAAAGAUGAUGGCUACCCAGUUUGUACUCUGCAAACUGUGUUUAAAAAGUUUUAAACCAUUCUUUAUAUGUUUAUAUGGAUUAUUAAGUUUGAUGCUCCAUAUAAAAUUUAAAUAUUAUUUUAUUUGUACCCCGCCCAUCCAUCUGGUUUGCCCCAGCCACUUUGGGCAGCUUCCAACAAAUACAAAAGCAUAAUAAAACAUCAGACAUUAAAAACUUCCCUAUACAGGGCUGCCUUCAGAUGUUUUCUAAAAGUUGUAUAUUUAUCUCCUUAACCUCUGAUGGGAGGGCGGUCCACAGGGUGGGUGCCACUACCAGAAGGCUAAAUUGGAGAUAAAUGGCAUUUUCUUAGAAAACAGUAAAAGCAAGAGCAGAAUCUUCAUGUUAUAGAUGUCUAGUGUCUAUAAAUGUCACGUUAUGUUGAUAGAAUGUAAGAUCUCUGAAUAUUUUUUUAUUUUUACAGUGUAAAGAAAGAAUGAGGCCUGUCAAAGCAGCACUGAAACAGCUGGAUAGACCAGAGAAAGGUCUUUCAGAAAGGGAACAACUAGAACAUACUAGACAGUGUCUUAUCAAAAUUGGAGAUCAUAUUACGGAGUGUCUAAAAGAAUACACAAAUCCUGAACAAAUAAAGCAGUGGCGAAAGUAAGUAAUCUCUGAGGAAGGAAAAAAAAUCUGUCUUCUAAGUGCCCCUGUUGGCACCUAUGGGCAAAACCUCUAUUUUGCAAAAAAUAUAUUUCCCAACCUGUGGAAAAGCACUUGGAAGUGUUGUGAUAUCAUGAGAGAGAGAGGCUAACCUUUUGCCAGCCGUUUCUUUGAUCAGGACCAGCCACUUCUCUCUGUUAUGAGGUGAAAAGCAGCCUUUGUAAUUAUGACGGUGGAGGUGGGGAAGGAGUGUCAGAGCCUGUCAUGGAGAUUCCUAAUAGCAUAUUUAAUUUACAAAUUAAUGAAACCUAUUGAGAAGGUUCAGCAUCGGUUCAUACAUCUGAAAUUCCUGCAGUUACCGGAGAGAAGAGAUCCAGAAAAACAGUCUUCUGAAAACGCUUAUGUGUACAAAUGCCCCAUUUGUACAUAAGGUUCAACUAUUCAGUUUUUAUGGGUGUACUGGAAAAGCAGUAUGGUUUGCUGCCUAGCUAGCUUUUUUAAUGCCUAGGCACUUUCUUUUUAAUUGCCUACUCUUUAUGGCCACAUGGAGGGAAAAGUAGUAAAUAUGGCUUAAAGAAAAUGUGUUCAGCCCAUUUACAGUUUGCAAGAUGAUAGCUAAAUUAUAUUUUAAUUUAAAGUUAUGUGAACCAACAGAGCUACAUAUCUGCUAUAUCAUAGUGCAGUCUGUAUACUAACCACUAGAUGGAGGCUCAAUUCUGUUAUAUCUCGGACUAGCUUGAGGUAUAUAUGUGUAACUAUUUCAGAGUUACUUAUAAAAUUAUUUUUUGUUUUUAAUAUGAUGCAAUUCACUUCAUAAUAGUAAAAGCAAUAACAGUGAUAGUGCCAUACAAGUAAAAUAACGUACUGUAGAACCAGGAACAUGACCUGCUAAUGAUCUUUUAGAAAACUAAACCACUUUUUCCUCUUCCGUUCUAGAAACCUGUGGAUUUUUGUUUCCAAGUUUACAGAAUUUGAUGCCAGAAAGCUACACAAAUUGUACAAACAUGCAAUUAAAAAACGCCAAGAGACACAGGUAUUAAUAGACUGCCAAGUAGUACAGAACAAAUAAGCUUUUGCCUGUGUUAUUCUAACAUUGGUAUUAGUACUUCAUGCAAAUGAGACAUAUUUGGAACUUUAUUAUUUCAGUUUAAUUUGGUAAUAAAAAAUUUCCUUAUUUUUUUCCCCAGCAGCACAAUGACCAGAAUAUCAGCAGCAGUGUGAAUACACAUUUGAUUAGAAAUCCAGGUAAGAACCUCAGUGUUGGGAUGCUAAAUUUUAUACAAUAAACAAAUAGUUCCCGUUCUAGAUAGUAGGUUCGAUGUAGAGAAAAUUGCAUGAAUGGAGCUGCUAGAAACUGACUUCCCCACUCCUCACCCCAGCAGCUCUCCAACCCAAAGAAUUGGGGACUGGAGGUGGGAAGGACUGAGGGGAAAGGAGUAGUCCCUGAAAGACAGGCGUGUUCUCUGAAUGAAACCUGGGGGGCUGUGAGAGCUGCCUAAACAUGCAUAUAUGUAUGUGAGUGAAGCAGGGACGCGGGUGGCGCUGUGGAUUAAACCACAGAUCCUAGUACUUGCCGAUCAGAAGGUUGGCGGUUCGAAUCCCCGCAACAGAGUGAGCUCCCGUUGCUCGGUCCCUGCUCCUGCCACCUAGCAGUUCGAAAGCAUGUCAAGUGCAAGUAGAUAAAUAGGUACCGCUCUGGCGGGAAGGUAAACGGCAUUUCCGUGUGCUGCUCUGGUUUGCCAGAAGCGGCUUAGUCAUGCCGGCCACAUGACCCGGAAGCUGUAUGCCGGCUCCCUCGGCCAGUAAAGCGAGAUGAGCGCCACAACCCCAGAGUCGGUCACGACUGGACCUAAUGGUCAGGGGUCCUUUUACCUUUACCUAUGUGAAUGAAGCUAGCAUCAUAUCAGUGUGUAGCGAUGUACUGCUAUCUCAGUUGUCAUGUAUAAAUUAUUUGAGCAACAAGUCUUGAGAUUAGCCUGCAAUUUACUCAAAUCAUUAAAAUGCAUGGAAAUUGGUAGUUCUCAUUAUGAAUUUCAGUUUAUUACAGCCAGCCAUGAGAACAUUGGGAAUUGGUGAGACUUCUUUACAACUAAGGGUGUUAAGGCUCAGGCUGCAAGUUUCAGUGAAUCAGGCUUAGAAUGUGUGGGAAAAGCAAAAGCCUUCUGUUUAAAUGUUGUCAAAUGGAUUAUUUAAAUACAUUUCUUUAGUUCUUCACUUUUCAGCCCAUUUGCUGAUCUUGAAAACAUUCACCUGGUAAUUUAUGUUGCCUAUUUACAGCUAAACAAAUCUCUGUACUUUCAUUUAAGCAGAUGUGGAACGCCUAAAAGAGAAUACGAAUCAUGACGAUAGUAGCAGAGACAGUUAUUCCUCUGACAGACACUUAUCACAAUAUCACGAUCAUCACAAAGACAGACUUCACGGAGAUACCUACAAGAAAAGUGACUCUAGGAAAAGGCCUUAUUCUAGCUUCAGCAAUGGAAAAGAUCAUAGAGAUUGGGAUCACUAUAAACAGGAUAGCAGGUGAGUUCGUGACAGCCAUCCACAGAACCCCCUUUUCCCAAUUACUUCACAAUUCUUGUGCAAUAUUUCUCACUAACGAGAUGAUUAGGACUUUUUGCUCAGAAACUGUUGGCUGUGUGUAGGGCAAAAACAUGCAUGAUGAUAAUACAUGUCUGAACGCACUGCUAUUUUUGGUUUUAUAUUUGGAAAAAGGGGUGGCCAGGAGUGUGAUAGGGCUGCAGUUUGUUGGUGUAAAAACCCCACAACUGAUGCAGUUUGCAUUUUAAAAGAACAGCAGGUUAGAUGCAAAGAUCUAUUUCAUGCAAGAUCCCUCAAACUGGUCCGCAAGCUUCAAUCCUGGCGAUCUGUGGCAUGUCUGUAAAAAUAUGAAUAAAAGUCAUACAUAGGACAUUACAGUUUCAGCAACAGGCAGAUAUAACAUUAAAAGGUCCGUCGCUCCCAUAGCAUUUUUAAGUGGUCCAUGCAGGGGGAAGUUUAAUGUCACCUGUAGUUUGGUUCACAGUUGCAUUGCUGAGAGAGAAAAGUGAUGCAAUGCUACGCUGUGCUAUCCUGUCCACCUCACAGAGCACACCAGGAUGCUAGAAUCAGUUGGUUUUUCCCCUUAGUUUUCAGGAAUCUUUUAUUGUUUUGUUCUUAGAAGAACAAGUGUGUGUGUGUGUGUGUGUGUGUGUGUGUGUUUAAAAAAAUCCUGUUGCGUUUCUACAAGGCCUACUCUUUUAAGAUAGCUUCUACUAGUAUUUAUUUUGUGUUUCAGAUACUACAGUGAUGGAAAGCACAGAAAGCUAGAUGACCAUAGGAACAGAGAUCACAGGUCCAGUCUGGAAGGAAGCUUAAAAGACAGUCGGUCACACUCCGAUCAUCGGAUACACUUAGACCAUCGAUCCAGUUCAGACUACAGCCAUCAUAAAUCUUCGAGGGACUAUAGGUAUCACUCGGACUGGCAAAUGGACCACAGAGCUUCCAGCAGCGGUCCUAGGUCACCAUUAGAUCAGAGAGCUUAUGACUCCAGAUCUCCCUUAGGACACAGAUCUCCUUUUGAACAUUCAUCAGAUCACAAAAGUACACCGGAACAUAUGUGGAGUAGCCGGAAGACAUAG